This is a messenger RNA of Ostreobium quekettii, 1344 nucleotides long. The record is from the annotation of a GenBank genome assembly. Lineage: Eukaryota; Viridiplantae; Chlorophyta; Ulvophyceae; Bryopsidales; Ostreobiaceae.
AUGCCGCCGGAGACGGCCCCCACCGACGCGGCCCCGGCUGCCCCGCCGGCCCCCGCCGCCAACGGCCUCCCACCCCCUCCCGGACCCCCGCCCGGGGUCCAGCCGUCAGAUCCGCCCCCACCUACCUCGCCCCCCCCGGCUUCGCCACCCACCGUCCACGUCGCCCACCCCCUGGCCAAGCCGAGCGCCCUGCCCCCCAGCGCGCCUCCCGGCGUGGCCCCGGCGAAUGGCCUGGCCUGGCUCGCCAACGGCGGCACGCCUGCCAAUCCUCAGCCUCAGAUCGGCAGCCCUUCACAGGGAUCUCCGCCUCGAGGCCCCCCGUCGCCCUCUGGUGCUCCUCCCGGUGUGAACGGCCCUCAAUCUCAAGAGGCGCCUCAAGUGGGUGCUCCUGCAUCCCCGCCACAAACCUCGCCUGCGCAGGGUCCUCCGGGGGUCAAGCCGCAGCCACCCCCUGCAUCUGGCCCUCCCAGUGGGCCUCCUGCUGGAGGCCACCCCAAUGGAGGGCCUGCCACUGGGCCUCCCAUGGGAGGGGCCCAGAAUGAGGUGCCUGCAGGGCCACCGCCCAUGGGGGCAUCAGCAGGGCCUCCUGGCAUUGCAGCUGGUGAUGGGCCUCCUAGCGGCCCACCUACUGGGCCACCUUCUGGACCACCUACUGGGCCACCUACUGGGCCACCUACUGGGCCACCUACUGGGCCACCUACUGGGCCACCUACUGGGCCACCUACUGGGCCACCUACUGGGCCACCUACUGGGCCACCUGCUGGGCCACCUACUGGUCCACCUACUGGCCCAACUACUGGGCCCCCUUCUGGCCCACCUACGGGUGUGCCUGCAGGUCCGCCAAGUGGGCCUCCAAGCGCCGGUAGGGGCCGCGGCGGCCCGCCGGAUGGCCCGCCGUUGAUGGGCCCCAUGGGGAGGGGUGGCCCCCCGCAGAUGGGGAGGGGACGAGGGAUGCCCCCAGGGCCGAGCUAUGGAAGAGGCCCUCCUGGUGGCGGUUACGGUCCCCGGGGACCUGGGUACGGUCAGGGAAGCAGCAGCGGACCAGGAGGAUGCAGCGCUGGGGGCGGUUUUGGCAGAAGUUAUGGCCCAGGACGCUCUCAGGAGGGAGGGUGUGGAGGGAGGCGUACUGGUGGAGGCACUGAAAACUUCAGGAACCUGGGUGACGAGCUGGCUGGGGUGAUGUUCGGUGAGGACUCCUGGACAUGCAUCAUCUGGCGCUCAGUAUACUCUCAACCUGACCUUGCAGAAGUCAGAUGGUUCACAUGGAUUCUGCUUUUGCCUUUGUUUGGGCAUCGUGCAGUGGCAAUAAGUCCAAGUUUGCAGCAUGGCAUUGGAACAGGAUAA